Neltuma alba is the source of this 737-nucleotide messenger RNA. Its product is annotated as zinc finger protein NUTCRACKER-like. The record is from RefSeq and is a predicted model, not a curated record. Lineage: Eukaryota; Viridiplantae; Streptophyta; Magnoliopsida; Fabales; Fabaceae. The transcript has a single exon. The coding region runs from base 39 to 596 and encodes 185 amino acids.
GUCCAGCUCAAACGCAAGGUCCUCGAGCUCAUGACACAAUGGCCAAUACUUUGAACAAUAAUAACAGUAACAUGUUUGAGAUUCAUCACCAUCAACUUGGGUCAGUCACAUCAGGAUCAAUACUAUACGGGAACAACCCGCUUGUUUCGUGCUCAAAUCCUCAGCUGAAUUGGGUGUUUGGCGGUAAUAAUAAGAACGGUAGUCGUCAUCAUCAAGACCAGCUGAUCAGUGUUCCUUCCUUGUACAGCUCCCAACAUCAGCAAUGCCAUCAAACAUCCUCGGCAAACAUGUCUGCCACAGCUUUGUUGCAGAAAGCUGCUCAAAUCGGGGCAACCUCAACCGACAGAUCAUUCCUGGGAACCUUAGGGUUGAAAUGCAGCAACAGUCACGGACAGGAAGGGAACAAAUUUUGUGGGAUCUAUGGUUCAGGUUCAGUACUCGUAUCUAGCCUGGAAAGCGAGACAGAGAACCCAGCAAAACGCAGGAAUAUACAGCAGAAAGAAGAGAACAAUAAUGGAGGAGAGCAAACUAGGGAUUUUCUGGGUGUGGGUAUAGAAUCCAUUUGCCAUGCCGCUCCAAUCAACGGAUGGAUUUGAAGCAUAUAUCAGAAGGCACUCCAGAAUAUUCCCAAACUGGAUUGAAACACUAAAUAUGAUAUGAUGCAUGUGUAGCGAUGGAUAAUGUGAUAUUCCAUAUGUAAUUACUUGAAAGAGUAAUAUUGUUAAGUUUUUUGUUAA